AUGGGGGGAUAUGUGAAGCUAACAACGAAUAAAGUAAAGAAAUCGAGAAUUCGAACAAUUCUCGCAUUUUGAGACUUAGGGAGCAUGGAUCUUACACUCCGGUGGUCUUUUAAUCAUUCAUCACGUUUCGUGAUAAACAAGGUUAUACACCUAUUUAAAAAAAUGUUGCACUUUUGUUAUAGCGGAUGUGUGUGCCUUAACGAACUUUAAGGCAAAUGUUGACGGCUGCUGAUUUUAAAUCUCCCGCCUGUCGGAAACUAGAUCCCAUGAUACACCGCGGGUUACGACACACACCCGGGAACAAAAAUGCAACCUUUUUUGAAAUAGGUGUAUGUUUGGUUCUUAUUUCCCUGGGAGAAUUCAUUAAAUAUUGCCUGCUCUUCACGGUGUGUGUGUUAGCUGCUUACUAAGUGUGUUAUUGGUUCAGCUGCAAGGAAAGGACGUCAAUUUGCAUCGUACACUCAUAACCAUUUCCCAGUCAACCUUAUGGCAAAAGAGAGCCGUAAGAACAGCAGUCAACCUUAUUGUAAGAGAGCCGAAAGAACAGCAGUCAACCUUAUUGUAAGAGAGCCGAAAGAACAGCAGUCAACCUUAUUGUAAGAAAGCCGAAAGAACAGCAGUCAACCUUAUGGUUAAAGAGAGCUAUAAGAACAGCAGGGAAGGUUUUUUAUGCCCAAGAGCGCCUCCUAAAGAUACAAAAUGGUUCGAAACUCAAGCAAUUACAACACUUCUGAGCGUAUUUGCUAUCCAUUCACGCAGGUUUGGCCAAACAGAGGGGAGCUAGGGCCUGCAUAUACGACCGCAACAAUAAUAGAGGCUCUUCUAGUUAUCCCAACUUCAGUUGAGAACUUCCUAGUUGUUGCAGGAAUCUGGAAAACUAGAUCUCUACACUCUCCGGCGAAUUUCCUUAUUUGCGUGCUCGCGAUAAGUGAUAUGGGAGUCGGUAUAGCCGUCCUACCGUUUCAUAUAGCGGCAAAUAUGUACGCUUUGUAUACAGACUUCUCGCCAUGGUGCGACGCCACGAGAAUAGCGUAUGGAAUUGGUGUGUUCUUCGCGUGUGUCUCCUUGGUUACGAUAACCGCGAUCAGUAUAGAGCGAGUGGCUGCCCUAUAUUGGGCACUUACUUAUGAGUCCUUCGCAUCUAACAACAAAGUGGCCUUAUUCGUGAUUAUCACUUGGCCGGGUUCCGCUCUUCUUUCGUUGCUGCAGUACUUUGACAUUAGCACCUAUAAGAUUCUUGCAGCUGCUAUAUCGUUCCUCUGUUUUGUCGCAAGUACUAUCGGUUGCUUUAAAAUCUACCAAGUUGUCCAUCAUCACAGAACACAAAUCCGCCACCAGGAAAGCGUCACAAAGACAAGUUGCAACCGCGUUGCGGAGGCGACAAGGGAUCGCGCCGCUAUCGCCAAGCGCCGAAAGUCAUCUCUAGCAAUGCUGUUGCUAUACGGACUUUUUGUGUUGUGCUAUACCCCUUACGUUAGCGUGCAAUUGGUGAUGCUUUUUGGACUGGACAAUGGUUUCAUUCAAGCAUGGGAAAUUACGACAGUUAGUAUAGUAUUUGUGAACUCAGUACUGAAUCCUCUACUUUACUGCUGGCGUAUGAGGGAUAUUCGCAGGGCGAUGAUGUCUGUCCUCCCAUGGCAUGCGCCGUACUCGGAGAGCAAUAAUAGUGUUACGUAUUUUGAUCGGACAAUACAGGGCUCAGUAAUCAAUACAUAAACGGACUGAUGACAGUCCGGGCAAAAUCACGGAUCCAGAGGUUUCCUGAAAGGGAAAUUUGCAUCAU
Messenger RNA from Nematostella vectensis (starlet sea anemone), 1783 nucleotides. Its product is annotated as melanocyte-stimulating hormone receptor. The record is from RefSeq and is a predicted model, not a curated record. Lineage: Eukaryota; Metazoa; Cnidaria; Anthozoa; Actiniaria; Edwardsiidae. Gene Ontology annotation, biological process: G protein-coupled receptor signaling pathway. The transcript has 2 exons. Gene Ontology annotation, cellular component: membrane. The coding region runs from base 700 to 1716 and encodes 338 amino acids. Gene Ontology annotation, molecular function: G protein-coupled receptor activity.